AUGGAUCGCCCUGAACCUGGGCUCGUCAAAUGGUCGUCCAACCCUUCAUAUGAUAACUUCAUUCAUAUCAACCUGCAGCACCGCGUUGUUCAGGUCUACGAACCAACUGGUCAUGCAAGAGCUGGGAAGUUCGACUACCAGAAACUCGCCCGCCACGAUGACUUUCCUCCCCUCACAACCUACGAUUGGUCGCCAACCAAUCCCGGCCUUCUUGCCGUUGGUACGGGCAGUGGCAUUGUGAAUUUGCUCAGGAUUGACGAUGGAUCUAAUGCGUACGUGGAGCUGGGCCUCAAGAUGUCUCGUACUUGUCAAGCCGUCGCGUUCAACACAACCGGACUAUUAGCAGUUGGCCUGGACAGAGUGCGAAUGGAUCAAUGCCUUCACAUCUGGGAUGUCAGUCGAUUGUCUUCAAUAGACAAGAACACAAAAGGGUUUCCCUCGGAUGCAACAAACAUUGCUGAACCAAAAACCCGCCUUGAACCUAGUGUCUCUGUGUCAAGCAUAAAAUUCUUCGAAGACAGCCCCCAGACUCUUGUUGUGGGCAUUAAGGCUCAGGGUCUUCGAAUACACGACCUUCGAGACCCUUCAAGCAUUGUCACAUUUCAAACAAAGUGCAACAACAAUCUUACAAUCGACUAUGCUGAUCAGAAUUAUUUUGCUUCUUCCGCCCUGGACCACCCUGGAGUAAUGAUCUGGGACCGUCGAGCGACAUCUCGACCCGUGGCUUCUCACGCAUACAUGCAAGCAAUUGAGGAGGAUGAACUUCCGUGGGGUGGAGCAUUGCGUCUUGACCGGGUCAUCGAGACUGAUUCUGACCCUUUCUUGGCCGAUGGAAAGUAUUCCCUUGUUCGGUCACUUCGAUAUUGCCGUGACCAUCGUGGUUUGAUUGCUGUGCUAUCUCGUACGGGACAGCUCAAGGUCUUGGACACCAAUAAAGAGGCCCCAUCUUCUGGGUCUAGCAACCCGGAACUUCUCCAAGUUCAAAAGUCUUAUGAGAUGGAUGUUUCAUAUGUCGAAACAUCAAGGAAGAAUGAUCGCAUUGUUGCUUUUGACUGGGUGACAUUGAGUUCCCCCGUCCUUCGUCCACGGCUCCUCGUUUUACGAGCCAAUGGAAACUUUGAAAUCCUCGAACAACCAUCGCAAACAUCAGAUCAUGUUUACAAACUUGUACCAUGGAAAGCACCUCAUCGCGGUCUCGAAGAGGGCGCCCCAUACCACAGCGUGAUGCAGUUUGAGCCAUCCCAAGCUCCUGACAUGCUAGGGCCUCUUCUUAUCGAAGAAGCUUUGUCAGAAGUGCCAUUAUUCGGACCAGAGAGUGCAAAUGUCCGGGCAGAUACGGAGGCCUUACUGAAGGCAAAUAACAUGACUUCAGUGGUUAUAGAAGAUAUUGGGGCAACCACAAGGCCACUUCCUGAAGCCUUUCACAAAGCCUCCACCGUUGCAGCUAAGAUAAGAGCCUUGCGCGCCUUCGUAAGAGACGAGUUCCAAGCUCCAAAGGGUAUAAAGCCACGUGCUGGAGACACAAAGAUUGUCGAAAGCGAGACCAGUGAGAUGUCCCUAGCAUCCGAUAGCUUGGGCUCAUGCCGAGAAAUCCACGACGCAUUGUUGGCUUCACUAGCUGAGGCUGAAGGUCUGCCCCGAGAAGCACAGAACGUACUUGAUCACAACAUGUUGUUACGUGCUAAAGAGAAAUACCUAUUCGACGCAGUAGCAAACAGAGACAUUGUGGCUGACGAUCCGUGGGUGAAAUAUAUAUGGGACUGGGUGGCGACUGCUGAGGAUAACGCUGAUGAUGGAGGCAUGGUACUCUCAAAUAUUGACCUCAGCUACGUUGGUGUUCACUCAAUAUGGACAAAUAAUCUUGGUGAAUAA
Molecule: messenger RNA, 1872 nt
Organism: Fusarium musae
Lineage: Eukaryota; Fungi; Ascomycota; Sordariomycetes; Hypocreales; Nectriaceae
Exons: 4
Coding region: 1-1872 (623 amino acids)
Biological process (GO): positive regulation of TORC1 signaling
Cellular component (GO): cytoplasm
Molecular function (GO): protein binding
Source: RefSeq, a predicted model, not a curated record